UCUUAAACUUUUGUUCAAACAGCACUUCCUGCAAUCUAGCUUGGAAAGAAUAGAGCUCCUCAACCCCGGCAACAUUUCGAACCCAUAAUCCCUCCCGCCACCAUGAACAACUCCAGUCUCCACGAAGCCAUCAUCUCCUCCUUCCUCGCAAACCAGCGUGCCCCAACAAUCCGCGAGCUCGCCGCUCGCUUCCAGUGCACUGAAUCAGAGGCUCGACAGAGCCUACAAGCGCUGGCCGACUACCACGGGGUCGUCCUCCACCCGCACUCCGACGAGGUCUGGGUGGCGCACCCCUUCUCCGCCGCCCCGACGACCUGCAUCGUCUCCUGCGGCGAGCGCAAAUGGUGGGGCAACUGCGCCUGGUGCUCGCUCGGGGUCAUGCAGCUGGCCGGCGGGACAGCCUCCCUCACCACCCGUCUCGGCGCCAUCGGGGACGAGGUCUCCAUCGCCGUCAAGGAUGGGGAGCUGGUCGACAAGGACUACGUCAUCCACUUCCCCAUCCCCAUGGCCAACGCCUGGGACAACGUCAUUUUCACCUGCUCCGUCAUGCUGGUCUUCCGCAACGAGGCCGAGGUCGACGCCUGGUGCGCCACGCGCGGCAUCCCCAAGGGCGACGUCAGGCCCAUCGACCAGAUCUGGACGUUCGCCAAGGAGUGGUACGGUCGCCAUGCUGAUGCGGACUGGACCAAGUGGUCGCUGCGCGAGGCGGUUGAGAUCUUCCGUCGCCAUAAUCUGACCGGGCCGGUUUGGGCGAUUGGGGGUGAUGCGGAGCGCUUUUGAGCGUGAUGUGCUGGGUGAGGGCGUUGUGUUGCGUGUUGAGCGGGAGUGUUGCUUGUCGAAGAUGAGCUAGGUGUCUAGUUCUUAGGUAUUUGUGAGGAGGUGUCGUUGGC
Molecule: messenger RNA, 890 nt
Organism: Aspergillus fijiensis CBS 313.89
Lineage: Eukaryota; Fungi; Ascomycota; Eurotiomycetes; Eurotiales; Aspergillaceae
Product: alkylmercury lyase family protein
Exons: 1
Coding region: 103-780 (225 amino acids)
Molecular function (GO): alkylmercury lyase activity
Source: RefSeq, a predicted model, not a curated record